Messenger RNA from Drosophila guanche, 7985 nucleotides. It is a transcript of the gene Doa, whose product is annotated as serine/threonine-protein kinase Doa. NCBI's taxonomy places the organism in Eukaryota, Metazoa, Arthropoda, Insecta, Diptera, Drosophilidae. Gene Ontology annotation, molecular function: protein kinase activity; ATP binding. The coding region runs from base 100 to 7275 and encodes 2391 amino acids. The transcript is spliced from 13 exons. Gene Ontology annotation, biological process: protein phosphorylation. The record is from RefSeq and is a predicted model, not a curated record. Gene Ontology annotation, cellular component: nucleus.
CUAAUCAUAAUUAAUACACUGCCAAAAGCAGGUAAACAUAAACAAAAGCAAAAUCAAAUCCUACGCGAGUUGAAAACGAUUUUAAAAGUGGAAACCUAAAUGAGUGAAGAUGUUGCUAGCCAGACAUCCUCCGCAGUUGCAGUGCCACCACCACAUAGCCCCUCAAAGCCAAGCCCGAGCCCAAUCCCAAACCCAACGACUGCUGCGACUACGCUGAGAGCCAAGGAGGAGCAUUCCAGGGAAUCUCUGCCACCAGCCACCACCAGUAUGCAGCAGGCGGCAGCUCCUCCAAAGCCCACACCGACGCCACCGGCGAGCGGGCAGCAGUUCUUCCAGCAGGUGGUCUUCCCACAGUUUGCAUCGGUGCUGUCGUCCAGCAUACCGGAGACCAAGUGCGCUGUGCGGUCGCCCAUCUCCUCGCCGUUGGCAAUCCGCAAGAAUCGGCCCCUGCUGCCGGCGAGUCCCAAGUCGACGCCACCGCUGCCACGGAAGCAUCAUCCGCUGGCCUACAAUGCGGCCACUGGGACAAUAAGCGCCUCCGGCACGGCGCUGCCGUCGCGCCUGAUGGCCACAAUUGCCUCGAGUCCCGCCUCGAGCAUCUCGCUGUCAUCCUCCUCAUCGCCAUCCUCUUCACCACCGCCGCCAGUGCCAUGUCGAGCGCCCAAGAAGCAGCCGCUGCCUGCCUCAGCUUCGACUUCGACUGCGUCUGCGGCUGGGACAGAGAUCAGUCUGGACAAGCUGCUGCAGCAGCAGCAGGAGCUGCAGGAGAAGUCUGCAGCGGCCACGAACAGCGCCAAAUUGGAUGCCAAUUUCUACGAUGCAGAGAUCGAGAUGAUGAACAAGUAUCUAAAGAGUUUGCCGGACUACAGCGAGCUGGACAGGAAGCUGCACCAGGAGUUCCAGGAGUGCGAGGAUCUCUACGAUCGCCUGAAGCGACAGCAGCAGCCGCUGGCCAAGUCCAACUCGCAGCAAUCGGUGAAGACCGCUCCGGUGGGACCAGCACCAGCAGCAGCAGCUGCCUGUUCCUUUGGAUCAUCUGGUCCACUGUCAAAGUCCUCGUCCAUUAAUUUUGCUCAGAAUGCCAGGGUACAGCCUCAGCAGCAGCAACAUCAGCAGCAGCAGCAGCAGCCUCUCCGUCUGGCAUAUCCCUCGAUCUUCGCGCAGAAUGGAGCGGAGCCCAAGCUGCAGCGCAGCAUCUCCAGCUCGAAUAUGCCACAGAAUGUCAAUCCCUUCCGUCCGCUGCCCGGCAAGAACUGUCUGCAGAGCGGCUCAAAUCUGUCGCUGAACAAGCAGCUGAUGAACGACUUCUGGAGCGAAAACCUAAGUGGUGGCAGCGGCGGAGGCUCCUCUCAGAAGCGACAAACGCCAAAGCGAACUUUUUGGAACUACGAAAAGAUCUGCGGAGCACAGCUGGGGGAUGCGGGACAGCCCUUCAAGGUGGACGCCAAGACGGCCAAGAAGUUGGCCAUUUUUGAUCCCACUGUGGCGGAGGCGGCCCAGAAAGAGUUGCAGCGGCCACAGCAGGCGCCACAUGCCCACAAGCUGCAGAAGAACGCCUCGCUGUCGCAUCUGGACCUCAAGGUGCGGCAGGCCGUCACCAAGGAUGAUCUCUAUAAGCUCAUAUGCAAUGAGCAGCCACAAUCACCCGCCACGAAUGUGAAUGGAACACCAUUUGUCAGUCGAGUGCCCGUCAAGCAGCCACAGCAGAUGCCACAGCCGUUUCCACAGCAACAACAGCAGCAGCAGCAGCAGCUGCAGGCACUGCCCAAGAGUGUGUCCAUGAGCCAUGUGCCAGGGGCAGGUCUUCAGCGCACCACCAGCCGCACACACAUACCCUGCUACAUGAAGAACUUGCCAUCGCUGAGCCGAAGCACCUCCAAUUCGGCGAUACUGAUGUCGCAGACCCAACGAAAGGAGGCGCCAACUCCAGUGGCUCCUCUUUUGGCCAAGCAGCAGCCUGCAGCUGUGGCCAAGAGCUCCAGCAGCUCCUGUGUGCCCUCGCCACGCUGUGCCGCUGCGUUCUUUCGACGCCCACAAGAGGCAGCCACACCCUCCAACACUCACCAGCAGCAGCAGCAACAACAGGUUGAGACGUCAUCGGUGGGUGAUUCGGCAUCGCUGGAGCGAAAGUCGGAGAAGAGCAAUAGUACGAUCAGCACGAGUAGCUUUACGGUCACAAAUUGCUGCACCACACAUCUGCCGCAGCUCUCAAAGUUCACCUCCUCGUUCCACAUUGCACCUUCGACGACGACAAAUGCCACGGCAACAACAACAACCUCACAGCAGCAGCAGCAACAGCAACAGAGUGAACAACAGCCAGCAGGGGCUGCAGCGGCAGGAGCAUCAUCAUCUUCGAUGGCUGCCAACAUCAACUCGGAGAUGCCAACAGCAAACACAGCAGCAGCAGGUGGAGCAGGAGGAGGAACGGCAACGUCAGCCACAAAGCGCCAGAAAGAUGUCGAGAACAAGCUAGAGAAAUGCCUGAACGACAUGCUAAAGUUGAAGACCAACAGCAACAGCAACAGCAUCAUGUCGCAGUCGUUGACAGCAGCAGCAGGAGGAGGUGGAGAGCAGCAGCAGCAGCAGCACAAAGACCCGAAGAUCACGGGGGCAGCCGUUGGCGAAGGCCCCACGAACGCCAGCAGCAGCAGCAGCGGCGGCACUGGUGGCAGUGGCGGGAACAAAUAUGGGGGCGAAUCGCAGAUACCAGUGCCAGUGCAGCUUUACGACCCGCAGAAGCCGUUGAUGCAACAACAGCAGCAGCAGCGGAUCUGCUAUCCCAUUGGAAAGUCCAAUUCUACCUCACAGCUACCGAUGGGUGGCUAUCAGCGAUUGUUGCAACAGCAACAUUUGCAUCAGCAGCAGCAACAGGAGCAACAGCAGCAGCAUCAGCAACAAUACCCACAGCAUAAACGUCCCUUCCUCAAUUGGAAUACUUUUGCCUGUUCGGCCAUGAAUGGAUCCAGUGAUCCCUUUAUGCAGCAGCAGCACCAGCAGCAACAUUUGUACCCGCCACAUCUUAGCCACAAGCUGCAGCAAUCGUACUCAUCCUCGCAUGUGGCAGCCGCAUCCAAGCAAACGCCCAAGUCCGGCCUGGCGCUCUUUCUGCAGAAGAAUACCAACAAGGAGAAUAAGUUUGGACAGCAGCAGCAACAGCAACAACCAUCGCUGCAGCCUCCGCCUGGCAUGAUGCCUCAAAUGUACGGCGCCUACCAGGCGCCGCAACCCCAACCUGCCUCCAAAAUGAGUUAUCCUCGCUCUGGCGUCGGCGGACCGCUGACACACUCUGUCUCGUUUAGCUCUGCCCAACGACCCACAGCCAUGCAGCAGCAUCAGCAGCAGCAGUUCCACCAUCAGCAACAGCAGCAGCAGCAUCCGCCACAUUCCAACUUUGGGCUGGGGAUGAUGAGUCGCAAUUACUACAAUCUACCCAAGCAGCAACAGCAGCAGCAGGAGCGCAAGCCACUGCAGACCUUUGAUCCGUAUGCCUAUCCCAAGCCGAAUCAGAUGCAGUCGUCGGUCAACAAGUACCAGCAACAGGCACAGCAGCAGCAGCCGCAGCCGCCGCGACAGCAGCGACGGUACAUGCGGAGUGCUACCGCUGCCAGCGUCACACAGCUGCUCUCCGAAAGCUGCAACAGUCUGCUGCAGCGCUUUCGACGCAAUCCAAGCGAACGACCUGAUAAUAAACAACAGAAUCCACCACAGCAACAACAACAGAAACAGAAUCCACAACAACAGCGGAGCAGCAUCAGCAAUCGAGCGGCAGCCGCCAUAGUCGAGGAGGAUACCAAAGAUACCAACAAAAGCACCGAUCCAAUAACAGGACGCAGGAGCUCCUCCAAGACUCCCACGAAUGACAGCAACAACAACAGCAACAGCAGCAAAAGCAAGACAAAUCCCUCACAGAAGCAAAGCAAACGUCGCCGCAGCUCGGAUAAGUCCUCCAGCUCCUCCAGUCGGAGAAACCCGGAAGCGGAAAAGGAUCGCGAUCGGGACAGGGAACGAGAACGGGAACGGGAUAACGCCAUGAGCGAUCGCCACAGACGUUACUAUCCAGGCGGUGGACUGGGCUACCACCCAACCAGCAGCAGCGGGAGUGGCAGCAGCACCGCCGCCAUCAUGGGUCGCUACCAGAAGAGCUCCACCACAGCAAACGCCCUGGACAGACUGCGCACCCACCUCAGUCCCGUGGGCGGUUACUACAAGCCGCUGAUACGUGGCCUGGGGGGUGGCCGGCGGGACAGGGAUCGGGACCUGGAUGAUCGUCGGGAUUACCAACUGGACAGAGAUAAAACGCCCACCACAUCGGGAGUGGGAUCUGGAGCUGGCAAACAGUCGGCCAUCUCCCGCCUGGAGAAUAAAUAUUCGGACGUACUUGAGCGUACGGCCGGGAGACGUCGCCAUGAGGAAGAUCGCGACAAAACCCUGGAGCCGGACGAUUAUGGUGGCAACAGUGGGCUGGUGCGUUCGGCCACUGCCCACCAGUUGGCCAAAUCGAAGCUCUCCUCGAGCUCCUUCAAUGCCGCUGAUCGCAAGGAGCGAACGCCGUACCGCACGCGGGCGCAGCGACAGCGCGCCGGCUACAUGGCCGACUCCAACGACAGUGGCUAUCUGACCAGUGGCAAUCGCUUGCUGGACGAGAACUACCCGGUGGACUACAGCAGUCGAUAUGACUACCACGAUGCCCUGCGUCUGGGCGGUGCCUCGGGCUAUCCCUCCAGUCGCUACGGACGGAGAGGAGCAGGAGAAGAUGAGCCGGCAUCAGCAGCAGCACCAUUUGGUGGCCGCACGAGUCGCGCCUAUGGCCGGACAAAGACCAGCGAGAAUCUGCUGGCCGCCGAGAUAAUGGAGAGCGGGCGAAAAGCGGCAGCGGCAUCCAUGGAGGAUCGUCCGCUGAAUUCGAGGAACCGUUUCGCCCACCGCCGCAGGGAGCAGCCCCCGCCUGAACUGACGGCCGAAGAGCGUGAGAUCCUAGCCGACGAUCGCUCCUCGGAAGACAAUGCAGCCAUUCUGAUGCUCCUGCGGGAGGACAAUCAGUUCCUCGAGGCCAAGAAGUUUGAGGAGCGCAUGCGAAAGCGCCGAGAGCUGCGGGAACGCGUCAAGCGUGAGGAGGAAGCGGCCGCGGAGGCCAAGAAGACUGAAGCGGCGGCCGCCUUGGAGCAAGAAGCUAUUGCCAAAGCAAAGGAGGCAGCAGCAGCGGCAGCAGCAGUGGCAGCAGCAGCAGCUGCUCUGCAGGUGCCAAAGGAGGAGGCGGCACCCAAGAAGAAGUCGCGCAGCAAAAAAGUAACUACAGACGACAGCGAUGAUGAUGGUGACAGUGGCUCCUCCAGCACGUCGGAGAGUAGCUCUGACGAGGUUGAUGGCGAUACAGAAACCGAAACCACCACCGAUUCGGGGACUGGUGUGCAACUAACCCACACAACAUGCAACACAGCCAACUCCACCACCACCAACAAAACAACAGACAAGGCCAACACUCCUCCAACUCCUACUACCUCUGUCAAUGGCACUACUAGAACAACUCCUCCAUUAGCCACCACCACAUCAUCCACUAGCACUUCUGCUCCACUCUCUAACAACCACACGGCGGCAGCGGCAGCAGCAACAACAGCACAGGCAGCAGCAGCAGUUGGCUCUAGCAUCACCAACAAGAGCCGCUUUCUGCCCCUCCACUCCUCAGAUCGCAAUAACAAUGACCUGUCCAAAUACAAGCCCACAAGCAACCUCCUCACGCACUCCUCCAGCUCCGGAGCUUUGGCCUUUGGCGGUAUCGGGGCGCGACUGGCGGCAGCGGAUGCACGGCGCCAGCAGCAGAGGUACCAGGGCGCCAGCUCCCGCACCGCUGCCGUGCUGAGCGAAUUCGAUCGCUACAAGCCCAGCCUUGGAUCGGGUUCCGGUUCGAGUUACCUUUCCGAUCCGUACGGCAGCAGUCGGCGUACGAAUGGUCUGGCGUCGGGCAGCUCGCUCUAUCAGCGGCCCCACCUGGAUGCCUACCACCAGCAGCAGCAGCAGCAAUCCUCAGCCUCGUCGCACUAUCUGCAGCAGCAGCAGGAUCACUACCUGCUGUCGAAGAGCGCCACCUCGUCGGCGCUGUUCCACAGGUCACGCAUUCCAAAGACACUCUCGACCUUUACAGCCAAGCCCGUCAUCCAAGAUGAUGCUGAUGGUCACUUAAUUUACCACACCGGAGACAUUCUCCACCACAGAUAUAAGAUCAUGGCCACACUCGGCGAGGGCACCUUCGGACGUGUGGUCAAGGUCAAAGACAUGGAGCGUGAUUACUGCAUGGCCUUAAAGAUUAUCAAGAAUGUGGAAAAGUAUCGCGAAGCGGCCAAGCUGGAGAUCAACGCUUUGGAGAAGAUUGCACAAAAGGAUCCGCAUUGUGAUCACUUGUGCGUGAAAAUGGUUGACUGGUUUGAUUACCAUGGACACAUGUGCAUAGUUUUUGAAAUGUUGGGUCUAAGUGUUUUCGAUUUUUUGCGCGAGAACAACUAUGAGCCAUAUCCGCUGGACCAAGUGCGUCACAUGGCCUAUCAAUUAUGCUACUCUGUGAAAUUUUUACAUGACAAUCGUUUAACGCAUACAGAUCUCAAGCCGGAGAACAUACUGUUUGUGGAUUCGGAUUAUUCGUCUCACUAUAAUCAUAAGAUUAACCGGGAGGUUCGACGUGUCAAGAACACGGACGUUCGUCUGAUUGACUUCGGUUCGGCCACCUUCGAUCAUGAGCACCACAGCACAAUUGUCUCGACGCGACAUUAUCGCGCGCCCGAGGUCAUACUGGAGCUGGGCUGGUCACAGCCAUGCGAUGUCUGGUCCAUUGGCUGCAUCUUAUUUGAACUUUAUCUGGGAAUCACACUCUUCCAAACGCACGACAAUCGCGAGCAUCUGGCCAUGAUGGAGCGCAUCUUGGGACAAAUACCAUAUCGCAUGGCACGCAACCAUACUCUUUAUAGCAAAACCAAAACAAAGUACUUCUACCAUGGUAAGUUGGAUUGGGAUGAGAAGUCCAGUGCGGGACGCUAUGUGCGCGACCACUGCAAGCCGUUGUUCCUGUGCCAACUGAGCGACAGCGAGGACCACUGCGAGCUGUUUGGCUUGAUCAAGAAAAUGCUGGAGUAUGAGCCAUCAUCCCGCAUCACGUUAGGUGAGGCCCUACGCCAUCCCUUUUUUGACAGGCUGCCACCGCACCAGCGGGUUGGUGAAGUGAGCAGCAAGCAGCCCCUCUCCUCGGGAAGCAGCAGCCGCGAGCGAUCGCACAGUCUGUCCAGAUGAGAAUUACAGCGAUUUGGUUAUUGUUGACAGGCAACGUUAAUCAAGCGUCCAAUCAUGCAAACAUACACAACAACAACAACAAAAGCAAAAACACAGCGCGACAACAGACGUCCAGGGACAGGAACGUCCUGGAGCAACAUAAAUGGAGAGCAAGCGCAGCGACCACAACGGCGAACCCUAUUUUAAGUGCUAAAAGUCUUUUACUUCUUAGUUUUGUUAACUUGACUUGUAUAGAAAAGUUUCUUAUACAAAAAUCUGUUUUCUCAUAUACAUACAUACAUACAAUAUUCUAUCAUAUUAGAAUGCGCACGUUGCUGUGCAUCAUUCAGAGCUGUGUAGCGCCACGAGUGCGCCUGUGCAUUGUAUCAUACCCGCCAAUAGUGUUUGUUUUGUAAUGAUAACCAAAUCGUGUAUAAUAUUGAUAGUGCGGUGCGUCUCCCCCAUCCACAUCCCGACACCGACACUGCUUGGUAAUGAACCAGCGAGCCCCAGCCUAAUUGUAAAUGUCAUUGAAAUGUGCGCACCUCGAGAUGGAAGCAACACAACGACUGCAAUGAUUAAACGAAGAUACAAUUGUAAAUGUAAUAAAAUAAGAAGUCAGUCGCUAACGCGCUAGUUGAAAUGCAUAUGCAUCCCGCAUCAGCAGCACCCACCCUGUCAUUGGGAUCUCGACUAAGUUGUAAUUAAUUAAAUACAAAAUGUACACCAUU